Molecule: messenger RNA, 1299 nt
Organism: Penicilliopsis zonata CBS 506.65
Lineage: Eukaryota; Fungi; Ascomycota; Eurotiomycetes; Eurotiales; Aspergillaceae
Exons: 12
Coding region: 1-1299 (432 amino acids)
Source: RefSeq, a predicted model, not a curated record
AUGUUCCACUGCGAAUGGAGGCAUCCUAACAAAAAGGCCAAACUGGUGUCCAUCUAUGUCAUAAAAAACGCGAAAGAUUCUCGACUCAAGCUUCGAUUUCACGGAACACAGCGUGCCUGCAAGAUCGGGAGUGGCUCUCUACAACCCUGCGACAAGAGCGAAUGCUAUCUCUGUGGCAUCCUCAAUAAUGGCUUUUCGCUCUCCCAGGCCAAUACUAAAGGGAUGUUCGGGCCUGGGAUCUACAGCAGUGUCGUGUCCUCCAAAGCCGACGUCUAUGCCAACAACCAUCAUAUUCAUUGCAACAGACAUGUCAUCAUCCUCUGCGGUGUUGAUCCUGGCAAUUCUAUCGACAUGAAAGCCGCGGGAUUCCCAGGCCCGUGUGACUCAGUCGAGGGACUCACGAAAGCUGAUGGAGGCUCACUUGAAUACCAGGAAACUGUUGUCUAUGAUCCUGCAAGGAUCAAACCGAUCGGGCUUGUUCCGCCCGAAGAAUACGAGUUGCCUCCUUCGCCUCUUGAAAAUGACGCCUUGAUGCAAGACGACAGUUCCAUGACCUCCGACACUGAACCUCUUGCUGAAGCUGCAGACGUGCCUCGCUACGACGCCGAGCGCAGCGAUGCGCCGAAUAGUGAUACCUACACAACGCGCCAGGAGAUUCCCCAGAAUCUCCCUCCGCCAGCUUCAGGAGAGAUAAUCGUGGAUCUGAGUCUGCUGGACAGGCAUACUCCCUUUUCAAAAAAAGUUGAACGCCUUUUUCACGAAUCAUGGGUUGAUCAGACCAAGACCGCCUGCGUUGAAAGGAUAAUCCUCUUCGAUAUCAAGUCUUUUCCAUCUCUCGCUGACGGGCAACCGCCAAGUACGUUCAAAACCGCUAGUCGUGAUAUCGAACUGCUCUCCUUUCUAAUAGAUUUGCCACUCUGCUUCCAUGGUGCUCAUCGGGCCUGCUAUAUCGGAGAUCCCGGAUACCCCUUGGACCUUUGUCGCAAUGUCAACUGCGCCAUCUGUUCGGUCUUCCAAGCGCAGUACGUGACCAUAGAAGCAGGUAUAAGAUUUGAAUCGGGUCCGAAAAUACCGGCGACCCCGAGCUCAUCCCAAGCUGAUACCUCCGCAAAAAAUCAUCAUAUCUACACGCCUCAACACGCAAUGAUCCUCUGCGCGUGUCCAGAUAUUGCCCAGUUAGACACCCAAGCCAUGUCUUCAGACGCUCCUCCUCCGUAUACACCGUCUCCUGUCUCCUACAAUCCAAUUGUUGUUCCGAUCGGACUGAUCAUGUAUACUCGGGCAGGAUGGCAUCCUUAG